AUGGCUAUGUAUCUAAAGAACAACGAAAGGCGAUUGCCUACGGAACUACAGCACCAUCUUUGUUUCAUUUGUGGCACAUUGUUCCGUGAGAAGCAUGAAUACCAAAAACAUCUAAUCGGCCAUCAGUCCUUCGCACUGGUCUAUCAAAUAUACAAUUUCGACAAGUCUGAGAGCGAAAGAAAGGCUAAUGAAAAGGCAAAGAAACCGGAUCAGAAACCAGGGCGAGUUGGGCAUGCAGUUUCGGAUGAUUAUCCUAAGAAUAAAGGAUAUUCAUCCCUCCGUCAGUCAGAAGAGCUAGAGAAGGAGAUGAGAUAUCGUGCCAAAGGCCGUCCUCGAGUGGAUAAACUUGAGAAAGUACACCGAGAAGAACGUAGGCAGUACUUGCGCGAGAAAGAACGUGAAGAAGAGCUACUCGCAGAACGGGAACGUCAGCGUAAGAUUGAGGCUGCACGUAAGCGAAGGGAAACGCGAAAGAGGAAAUUGGAUGAGCACGCAGCCAUGACAGCAAUGAGGGAUCAAGCAAUGCCUAUAGCGAAACGCAAGCUAUCCAGCAGAGAUAGAGGUAUCGAUUCAACUCCACUCGUUUCUCCGGCUGCUCUGGAUGAACCAUGCUCCUCCUCGCCACCCGAACCACCCCCUCCACCGAAGAUAAUUUUGCCUAGAGAAACCGCUUCAGGAUUUUCUAUUGGCCCAUUAUUAGAAGAGAAAUGUCCUUAUUGCGAAACAGGAGAGCCAUAUGAACAUCCCGUGGAAGCCAUUGAACAUAUUGUGGAUCAUGGCGGCAGCGUCUUGGACGUGAAAUUGCACUUUUACGAAGAUGACAAGUUCAUUGCUACGGAGACACAACUUACAGGAGAGAAGUGUAACGUUUGCGAUGUCACCUUCGACUUUCCGACGCAGUACUACUUACAUUUGUUGAGCAAACAUCGAAUGGACGUAACGACAUAUUACCGGCGAACAAACCAUCUUAGUGCUAACAAUGUGAAAAUUACAACGGUCAUUAUCUAUCGCAUGUAUCCGGAACACACGGUCGAGUUUCGCGAAAUCAUCCCUGUUGAAGAAGUUGAAGGGGAGAAAAAAGAAUCGUAG
Molecule: messenger RNA, 1089 nt
Organism: Haemonchus placei
Lineage: Eukaryota; Metazoa; Nematoda; Chromadorea; Rhabditida; Trichostrongylidae
Source: the annotation of a GenBank genome assembly